Molecule: messenger RNA, 1398 nt
Organism: Biomphalaria glabrata
Lineage: Eukaryota; Metazoa; Mollusca; Gastropoda; Planorbidae
Product: probable inactive peptidyl-prolyl cis-trans isomerase-like 6
Exons: 7
Coding region: 48-938 (296 amino acids)
Biological process (GO): protein peptidyl-prolyl isomerization
Molecular function (GO): peptidyl-prolyl cis-trans isomerase activity
Source: RefSeq, a predicted model, not a curated record
ACGUUAAUUACACCAUUUCCUGUUUACGUUUCUAUGGACCAAGCAAAAUGGCUGUCAGAAAAUAUAACAUUGCUCUUUAUGGUCUUAUCAAUGAAGUUAAUUUUAUUAAAGCAAAGUCAUGUGCAGAAGAUCUACACAGAAAACAACCAGACUUAUUUCCUACUCCUGUCAUACUUGGAAUGCUACAAUGUGACUGGGACAUUUUCAUUGAGAACAAACGAAAGGAACUGCGUGGUGAAGCCUGGGGAUUCAGUGACAAAGCUAUUGCUUUUGUUAAUGAUGCAUUAAUUGGUGGUCCAGAUGACUUUAUCACAUGGGCAGAAGACAAUCAUAACUACGAAGAAUUCCGCCCAGAGCCAUUAUACUUCACCUUGACAGAAGAAGCCUAUAAAAAAAAGUUAAAUUGUCAGGGUCAUGAUCAUGUGUUUAUGGAUAUUGCUAUCAAUGAUGAAUUCAUUGGGGGUUUAGUGAUUGAGUUAUAUUCUGACAUAGCUCCAAAAACAUGUGCCAAUUUCUUACUGUUAUGUUCUGGUGAAAAAGAAGAAUCAAUAGAGACUGGAUAUAAAUUAUGCUAUGAAAAUUCAAUAUUUCACAGAAUAGUUAAGAAUGGCUGGAUUCAAGGAGGAGACAUUUAUCAUGGCAGAGGCAAUGGUGGAGAAUCUGUAUUUGGACCAGUAUUUGAAGAUGAAAAUUUUAUAAUUAAGCACAAUGAGCGUGGAAUAGUAGGAAUGGCCAACAAAGGAAGACAUACAAAUGGAUCUCAGUUCUAUAUUACACUUCAACCAUGUCCAUGGAUGGACACCAAAUAUGUAGCAUUUGGAAAAGUUAUUGAAGGAACAGAAGUUCUCAAAAAAAUGGAAGAGCAAGAGACUAUGAAUGAACGACCAAAUGCAGAAAUUAAAAUAAUAAAAUGUGGAGUUAUUCAUUAUGAAUUUUAAUGUAUAUAUUUUAAAGACAGAUAUCAUGUAAAUACAUCAUCUUUUUAGAUCAAUCCUGUGAUCAUCCUAAAAAGAUGCCAACUGAACUUUUCCAAAACACUUUGUACAAAGUAAAUAAAUUGAAAUAAUACUUUUCAGCUAACCAUACUUUAAAUUAAUGAAUACGAUUUUAAAAUAUCUUUUUUUUUUUUUUUUUACUUCAAUUAAAAAAGGGAUUGGGGAGGAAGUAAUUUAAGUUAUUUGCAAAUUAAAAAUGGAAAAUGUCAUGAUGCCAACAGAAUUUUAUGCUUAAAAUAUUUUUAAAUUUAAGUAAUGUUUGAAAUUUCAAAAAUCUGCAACUUACCACGUAAUUUUUUUUGUUUUAAAAAUAAAAACUGUGGUUAAAAAUGUAUUACCAGUUUUGUUUUUAUAUAGCAUAAUAAUAUAUAUUGCAUAAUAAAAUCAUUCUGUUCUCUUAAAA